This is a messenger RNA of Parastagonospora nodorum SN15, 1410 nucleotides long. RefSeq lists its product as hypothetical. Lineage: Eukaryota; Fungi; Ascomycota; Dothideomycetes; Pleosporales; Phaeosphaeriaceae. The coding region runs from base 1 to 1410 and encodes 469 amino acids. Gene Ontology annotation, molecular function: transmembrane transporter activity. The record is from RefSeq and is a predicted model, not a curated record. The transcript is spliced from 2 exons. Gene Ontology annotation, biological process: transmembrane transport. Gene Ontology annotation, cellular component: fungal-type vacuole membrane.
AUGGCUUUACAAAGAUCUGAUGAAGAGAUGGGAGACAUUGAAUCCGCUGCCAUCAAGUCCGAACUUCCAACAGCCCACGACACUCAAGCCAAACCUAUCCCAGAGCAACACGAGUUGGAUGAGUCACUUUCAAGAACCAAGUCAAGACAAUCGAAUACUCUCGCGAGAAUUGCAAGUCACCUCACGACCCGCUCCAUUCGAGAUCCUGGACCACCACCCGAUGGCGGCGUGGUCGCAUGGACCCAGAUUUUCUGUGCCUGGCUAGCCAUCAUGAACUCAUGGGGCUUCGUCAAUUCUUUUGGCGCUUUCCAACCAUACUACGAGUCUAUUUUGCCAGAACCAGCGUCCACCAUCUCAUGGAUCGGAAGCGUCCAAGCCUGUCUCAUGUUCAGUCUGGGCAUCAUCACGGGUCGUGCCUUGGACCGUGGAUGGUUUCGCCCCACCGUUGCUGUUGGUAUUGCCAUCCAGCUCCUUGGCAUAUUUGCGCUCAGCUUCUCGCAUACCUAUUGGCAGUUCCUCCUUACCCAAGGCUUUUGCACUGGAGUGGGAGGCGGCAUCUUCUUUGUGCCAAUCAUGGGUCUCUGCUCGACAUACUUCUCUACACAUCGCGGCAUCGCUAUUGGCAUUAUCACGACUGGAAAUUCAUUGGGUGCUGUCAUCUACCCGGUCGUGGUGCGUCAGUUGCUAGGCAAAAUUGGCUUCGGCUGGACCAUUCGCGUUCUGGGAUUUCUCAAUGUCGUUUGUCUCUUGAUCGCACUUGCGUUCAUGAAGCCUCGACUACCACCUAGAAAGGCUGGACCACUCAUAGAAUGGGAAGCUUUCACGGAUGUACCAUAUUGCUUGCACGUCUUGGGUAUAUGCUGUCUUAUGCCCCCGGUGUACUGCGUCCUGUACUAUCUUGCAACAUUUGCUCGAGAUGUUCUCAACAUGCCGUAUACCGAAUCGCUUAAUUUGGUCAUCAUUCUCAACGGCGUCGGAACUCCCGCUCGUAUCCUACCGGGGUAUAUCGCAGAUCGCUACAUUGGCGUUCUCAACGUCAUGAUUCUCAGCCUUGUUUUCAACAUUAUCGUUCUCUGGUCAUGGCUCGCGAUUGAAAGUAUCCCAGCCUACUACGCUUGGGCCGUCGCGUAUGGAAUUGCUUCAGCCGCUUUCCAGUCGCUCUUUACCACCACAAUAGCGGCUUACACAACUGAUAUUACCAAGACGGGUGCAAGAGUGGGUCUGGCGUUUGCAGUCAUUGGGUUGUCAGCACUGGUGGGUGGACCGAUUAGUGGUGCAUUGUUACUUGCAGCAGACGGAAAUUACACGGUCCCUAUUGCUUGGGCGAGUGCAAGCACAUGUGUCGGGACGGCUUUGUGUGCGGUUGCGAGAUGCAUGAGGUUUGGGUGGAAGAUCUUCAUCAAAUGCUGA